Cotesia glomerata is the source of this 855-nucleotide messenger RNA. RefSeq lists its product as uncharacterized. Gene Ontology annotation, biological process: sleep; positive regulation of voltage-gated potassium channel activity; regulation of synaptic transmission, cholinergic. NCBI's taxonomy places the organism in Eukaryota, Metazoa, Arthropoda, Insecta, Hymenoptera, Braconidae. The transcript has 3 exons. The record is from RefSeq and is a predicted model, not a curated record. Bases 95 to 658 code for a protein of 187 amino acids.
ACCACCGCGACGCCCACGAAUAUACGCCGUUCACCCUCCUUCGAACUCGGACGCUAGCUUCAUAGUCGACUGUGAGAAAUACACGAGGAUAGACAUGCAAUCCAAAUUUACACAAGUUCUUCUCAGUUUUGUGCUUGUGUUUACACUCGCCGUUUAUUCAGGAGAAGCCAUAAAAUGCUACGAAUGCAUAGCCGUAGGUUCGGGAACUAACGAGUGUAAUGGUGACAUUGUAGCUAAAUCUGAUGACAAAAACUACGUCGUCGACUGCGAUUUAUCAACGAUGAAAGCAUUUGAGUCAAAACUACAAAGUAAUCCAACUAUGACUGACAUUUCAAAUCUUUUUGCGGUUGACACGCCUAAAGAGCAUCUAUCGAAGACCAAAAUGCCAAUGUCUUGUCUUAAGAUUCAUCUCAAAGUCGGAGCGGAAAAUGUGUUGGUCAGAACCUGCCAGACUGCUCCAACAGAGGCAGUAAAACCGUGUCAAGUGAUGGAGGAAAAAGCUAAAAAAGAUUAUCGGAGCAGUGCGUCGGUAUUAUCAUGUGACAUUUGCGAAGGUGAUAAAUGCAACGGCUCUGGUACCCAGUCAUCAGCGUUGAUAGUGACGUUUAUUUCUGUAUUGGGCACACUUUCCAUGGGCCUUUCCUACCUAAUGGCGUAACGGAUUAUUUAGUUCGCAGCCUUUAUUGUUCGCACUUACGUCCAAUUACCAUGGCUCGUAUUUGGCUUUGUAUAUCUAAUUGCUGGCAUAAUUUUCUCACAAUGACGCCUUUGAACAGCCUAAGAAACCGACAAAAACAAUAACAACAAUUAAAAACAAGAACAGCAACAAAGAAAAUAUACUUAGUAUAAUAAUAA